AUGACCGUCAAGACCUACUUCGACAUCCAAUACACCGAUCCUUCGGGCACUUCAAAAACUGAGCGUGUCACCUUCAACCUCUUCGAUGAGGAUGUCCCAAAGACCGUAGAGAACUUCCGUGCCCUCUGCACUGGCGAGAAGGGCUUCGGAUACAAGGGUUCUUCUUUCCACCGAAUCAUCCCCAACUUCAUGCUUCAGGGUGGUGACUUUACCCGCGGCAAUGGCACUGGUGGAAAAUCCAUCUACGGUGACAAGUUUGCCGACGAGAACUUCAAGCGUGUCCACACUGGCGCCGGUAUCCUCUCCAUGGCUAACGCUGGCCCCAAUACCAAUGGAUCCCAGUUCUUCAUUACAACCGACAAGACCUCCUGGCUCGACGGCAAGCACGUUGUUUUCGGUGAGGUUGCUGAUGAGGCAUCCAUGAAGACCGUCAUGGAUAUCGAGAAGGUUGGCAGCAGCUCUGGCACUAUCACCACCAGCACCAAACCUACUAUCGUCGACUGCGGCCAAUUGUAA
Messenger RNA from Ophidiomyces ophidiicola, 516 nucleotides. Its product is annotated as phosphatidylinositol transfer protein csr1. Gene Ontology annotation, biological process: protein folding; protein peptidyl-prolyl isomerization. The transcript has 4 exons. The coding region runs from base 1 to 516 and encodes 171 amino acids. NCBI's taxonomy places the organism in Eukaryota, Fungi, Ascomycota, Eurotiomycetes, Onygenales, Onygenaceae. The record is from RefSeq and is a predicted model, not a curated record. Gene Ontology annotation, molecular function: peptidyl-prolyl cis-trans isomerase activity.